UCUCAUUGGCCCGGACGCGCCGGAAGCGGCGCCGGUCGGAGGCGGCCCGCUCCUCCGUCGGUUGGCGUGGCGCCCGCCGCGGCCUGCCUCAGGCCUCCUGUUCGCUCCCCUCUCUCGCACCUUUCCGGCGGGGAGGAUCGCGUUUGUUUGCCUGGCUGCCGGAGCCCUUGGCGUUACUGCAGACCCGCGAACUUGCUGGUCCGGGGCCGGUGAGCCGGAGUGUCAUGUAACAGCUUAAAAUUUUCAUGUGAAAAUAGAAAAUGGCUUCAAGAGGAACAAUAGAGACCAGUAAACUAAAACAAAACUUGGAAGAGCAGUUGGAUAGAUUAAUGCAGCAGCUUCAAGAUCUGGAGGAAUGCAGAGAGGAGCUGGACGCAGAUGAGUAUGAAGAGACCAAAAAAGAAACUCUAGAACAGCUGAGUGAGAUCAAUGACUCCCUCAAGAAGAUUAUGUCUGGAGAUAUGACUCUGGUGGACGAGCUCAGCGGGAUGCAACUGGCAAUACAAGCAGCCAUCAGCCAAGCAUUUAAAACUCCAGAAGUAAUUAGAAUGUUUGCAAAGAAACAACCAAGGCAAUUGAGGACAAGGUUGGCAGAGAUGGACCGAGACUUAAUGGUUGGGAAGUUGGGACGAGACCUGUACACACAGCAGAAAGUAGAAAUCCUGACUGCCCUCAGAAAGCUUGGUGAGAAGCUCACUCCAGAUGAUGAGAUGUUCUUGUCGGCAAAUGCUGGUGCAGCCCUGAGCCAGUUUGAGAGAGUCUCCACUGACCUUGGAUCAGGAGACAAAGUUUUUGCUCUAGCAAGUUUUGAAGUAGAAAAGGCAAAACAAUGAAGAGGUGCGUGAGGCUUGUGUCUCUCCAGUUGUCAGCAGCAUUGGACUUCUGUCACAUUGCAUUUGUUUUUUCUAUUUUUAACACAUUGAAAAAAAGAAAAGCAAAACAAAAACAAAAAAACCCAAACCCUAAACCUCUUGGGUUCUUGACCAGAAGAUACGAAGUAAACAGCCUUAAGUGCACUUUGGAACCUCGGUGUCUGUACCCCUUAGUAAUAGAAGCUCUGAGGCUGAAAACUAAGUGGUACUCUAAAAACAAAAGCAUGGUAUGAUUGUCUUUCCAAAGAAUCAGCUAUUCUGAACUUCUCUGAAUGUGUCUUUCUCUAACUAUUAAAACGUAAUCUUUUUGCA
This is a messenger RNA of Harpia harpyja (harpy eagle), 1184 nucleotides long. RefSeq names its product leucine zipper and CTNNBIP1 domain containing (gene LZIC). Bases 261 to 833 code for a protein of 190 amino acids. Lineage: Eukaryota; Metazoa; Chordata; Aves; Accipitriformes; Accipitridae. The transcript has 8 exons. Gene Ontology annotation, cellular component: beta-catenin destruction complex; nucleus; cytosol. The record is from RefSeq and is a predicted model, not a curated record. Gene Ontology annotation, molecular function: beta-catenin binding. Gene Ontology annotation, biological process: negative regulation of Wnt signaling pathway.